Messenger RNA from Oncorhynchus gorbuscha (pink salmon), 1211 nucleotides. It is a transcript of the gene rnaseh2b, whose product is annotated as ribonuclease H2, subunit B. Gene Ontology annotation, biological process: ribonucleotide metabolic process; RNA catabolic process. The transcript is spliced from 11 exons. The record is from RefSeq and is a predicted model, not a curated record. Lineage: Eukaryota; Metazoa; Chordata; Actinopteri; Salmoniformes; Salmonidae. Bases 137 to 1060 code for a protein of 307 amino acids. Gene Ontology annotation, cellular component: ribonuclease H2 complex; nucleoplasm.
UACUUUUUUUUGUGCUGCUGACGAGAUGCUGAUUUGUUGCACUGACAACAACCGGCUAGCUAACUAUCUUCUUGAAAAAAAAUACAAGUUUACAUUUUUGCGUGCCAUUUUAACUAGCUAGCCAGCCGAGAUCAAAAUGACCACUAAAAAGAAGCGGACACCACAUUCACAAAACGACAGAUGGGUUGUUGUUGCAGCAGACUCUGCAGUGGAAACACCAAAGAAAGAUGACGGUGACCCUACUUUCAUCCGGCUUAGGAACCCUUCAACAGAUGCAGCGUCUUUGUACCUGUUGGGCAGUGGUGAUGUGCAGCUGUAUGAGGUCAAAGCCUUCAACGAGGACUUCCACUCCUGGUUCAUUGGCCAGACAGUACAGCGAGAUGGGAGACUUCUGUAUGUCACUCCAAUGGAUCCCCUCUACCUACUGUUGCCCUACUUGAUCAAAGCGGGUGAAGAGGGGAAGUUCCAGCCCGUGGACCAGGUAGUGAUGGACGAGGACUUCCCAGCAUGCACCAGGCUGCUGAGCUGCACACGCUCCCAGGCCUCCCUGCACCAUGUGGCUGAGGAGAAAGAGGUGGGCAGUCAGAAGUUUCAGCGCUACAGCCAGGAGAGGACCAUGGAAUGGUUAAAGAAAAAGGCUGAGAGGACAGUGAAGACCCUCAGAAAGAGUAACAUCUCAGUGGGAGAGGGAGUAAAGUCCACGACGUAUGUCCGAGUCAAGCAGGAGUCAGAGACCCAGGAAGAGGACUACCUGCGGUAUGCCCAUGGCCUGAUAUCUGAGUACAUCAGUGAAGAGCUGAGCAAAGCCCUCCUCAAGCAUCUCCAGUUACCUGAGCUCUCAAGUCCUAAAGAGGUGGAGCCUCCCUCAAAGAAGCGGAGACUGACUGACAAACCAUUGGAGGCAGGAGAGGACUACACCAAAUUCAACAGCUCCGAUUUCUCCCGCAAACCGCCCAAGAAGAUGAGUGCUGCACAGAAGACCCUGGCCAAGGUGGACAAAACAGGCAUGAAGAGCAUGUCGGCCUUCUUCAGCCCCAAGGGCAAGGCAGAGAAAAAAUGAAUGUUAGAAUGAUACAUCAGUUUGUGUGUCUGUCGGUGUGCGUGUAUACAGUGUGUGUGUCUGUCUGUCUGUCGGUUGGUGUGUGUCUACAGUGUGUGUUUCUGUCGGUCUCUCUGUGUGUGUGUCUAGUGUCUGUGUGUCUACAGUGUGU